Messenger RNA from Theobroma cacao (cacao), 1583 nucleotides. Its product is annotated as magnesium transporter, putative (DUF803). Gene Ontology annotation, cellular component: membrane. The record is from RefSeq and is a predicted model, not a curated record. Gene Ontology annotation, biological process: magnesium ion transport. Gene Ontology annotation, molecular function: magnesium ion transmembrane transporter activity. NCBI's taxonomy places the organism in Eukaryota, Viridiplantae, Streptophyta, Magnoliopsida, Malvales, Malvaceae.
AGAGUUGUUAUUCCCAGACACGUUUCACUGCUUCCAAUCUCUCCUCAGCCUCAAUAAACCAACCACCGAAUCGCACGUGGGAACAUGUCAAGGAACAAGCAAUCAGCAAAUGACAGGUUGCAAUUGCCAACCCCGAAUUAUUAAAAGAGGGGAUAACGUAAUGCAGCGACAAACCCUGUACCCACCCGUAAAUUCCCGUUUUAGAUAAAAAAAAAAAAAAAAAAACGCUGCAAGGGAGAUUUUCAUUUUUCAGAUACGUAUCUUUUUUGGUGGUUUGUUUGAUUUCAGAGAGAUAGUGAAGAAGAAGAAAUGUGGGAAUCGAUCUGUUUAACAUUGGCAGCCACGGCGGGUAAUAAUAUAGGCAAAGUUCUACAAAAGAAGGGCACUGUUAUUCUCCCUCCUCUGUCCUUCAAGCUCAAGGUGAUAAGAGCAUAUGCUGUUAAUAAAUCAUGGGUGAUAGGAUUUCUAAUGGAUAUUUGCGGUGCCUUGUUGAUGUUGAGAGCGUUAUCUCUGGCCCCGGUAUCUGUCAUUCAACCAGUUUCUGGCUGUGGGCUUGCCAUUCUUUCUAUCUUUUCGCACUUCUAUCUACAGGAAGUCAUGAAUGUUAUUGACUGGAUGGGAAUUACAUUAGCUGGCAUUGGCACCAUAGGAGUUGGUGCUGGUGGAGAAGAGCAAGAGGCUUCUUCAGUAUCUAUGUUACAGUUACCAUGGUUGGCAUUCUUUGUCAUGAUCUUGUUUGUACUCCUAAAUGGGUGGCUUCGCAUCUGCAAGCGGCAACGGAGAGAACAAGAACUGAUGGAGUAUGAAGUUGUUGAAGAAAUUAUAUAUGGCUUAGAAUCAGGAAUUUUAUUUGGGAUGGCAUCAGUGAUAUCAAAGAUGGGUUUUGUCUUUGCGGAGCAGGGUUUCUCCAGGAUGUUGAUUCCUUUAUGUGUCUCAAUCAGCAUAUGUUGUAGUGGUACUGGAUUUUACUACCAGACUCGUGGCCUAAAGCAUGGCAGAGCAAUUGUGAUUUCCACGUGUGCUGCUGUGGCAUCAAUUGUAACUGGUGUACUUGCUGGUAUGCUUGCAUUGGGUGAACGGUUGCCUUCAGCACCAGUUGCUCGUAUUUCACUUCUGCUUGGAUGGUUAUUCAUCAUGAUGGGUGUGAUUUUGCUUGUAAGUUCAACAAGACUGAUGCGGCACCUUCCAUGGCCAUUGCGGAACUUAAUACCUAGUGGAGUGGACAGGAAUUUCAAUCUUAGGCGGUCAGGGUCAUAUCGAGUUAAGGAUCCAAGUCCAAGUGCUGUUAUCCAGGCAGCAACAUUGCAUCAUCUGAUACCAACACCAGCUAAGGAGAAGGCGUAAAUUAAGAAAACAAAAGAUCACCGCACAUGCAUAUGUGACUAUCAAUCUCUGAUCAAAUUUUGGGUCUGGAAGGGGGUUGCGAUGUACAGUACAUUCAAUUUGAUUACUGGUUUAUUUGGAGGGCCUGAAAUUUUUAAUAUCAGUCCUUCACAGUGCUGCGUUUUACAUCAAAUUGUGAAAUUUGUGAACUAAAACUUUUUUAAAAAUGACCCUAAUAUACAGUAUGCAAAUUAAAUCCA